Messenger RNA from Nycticebus coucang (slow loris), 1396 nucleotides. It is a transcript of the gene PSMB10, whose product is annotated as proteasome 20S subunit beta 10. Gene Ontology annotation, cellular component: proteasome core complex. The record is from RefSeq and is a predicted model, not a curated record. Gene Ontology annotation, molecular function: threonine-type endopeptidase activity. NCBI's taxonomy places the organism in Eukaryota, Metazoa, Chordata, Mammalia, Primates, Lorisidae. Bases 523 to 1344 code for a protein of 273 amino acids. The transcript has 9 exons.
GCCACCCUGAAAAAUGCAUCUUCCCCACUCUCCUGGGUGAGCUGUUUAGGCAGCUAUGUUGCUAGUGCCUCUGCUGGUAGGGAACAGAGCCAGAUGCACCCAUGGCCAUGUGAUAGGGCCACAGGGAGGGGAAGAUCUGAGCUGUCCCAGCUACCAAAAGGGGAGGUGAGACAGCCUUCUUAUUCAUUUAUUUAUUUAUUUAUUUAUUUUUUGCAGUUUUUGGCCGGGGCUGGGUUUGAAUCCACCACCUCUGGUAUAUGGGGCCAGCACCCUACUUCUUUGAGCCACAGGCACCGCCCAUCAGGAUUUGAGACAGCCUUUUGAGUACUGAGGUUAAGGUGAAAGUGAAAGAAAAGCUGCAGAAAGCGGGCAGCACCUCUGAGGAAGGGUGAAGGCGAAAGUGAAAGCAGGAAGAAAGGACGUGGAGCCCUGCAAAGGCUGAGUCGGAGGCCUUUUAUGCUCCCCUCAAGCCUAUUCGUCUGACCUGACCCCCGACCCCUUAUUGACUCUGCCAGCCCGGACAUGCUGAAGCUAGCGAUGGAGCCCCGAGGGGGCUUCUCCUUCGAGAAUUGCCAGAGAAAUGCAUCACUGGAACGCGUCCUCCCGGGACUCAGGGUCCCUCACGCACGCAAGACGGGGACUACCAUCGCGGGUCUUGUGUUCCGAGACGGGGUCAUCCUGGGUGCGGAUACGCGGGCCACUAACGAUUCGGUCGUGGCGGACAAAAACUGCGAGAAGAUCCACUUCAUCGCCCCUAAAAUCUACUGCUGUGGGGCUGGAGUGGCCGCGGACGCCGAGAUGACCACACGGAUGGUAGCAUCCAACAUGGAGCUACACGCGUUAUCCACGGGUCGCGAGCCCCGCGUAGCUACGGUCACCCGCAUCCUGCGCCAGACGCUUUUCCGGUACCAGGGCCAUGUGGGUGCGUCGCUGAUCGUUGGCGGCGUAGAUGUGGCCGGACCGCAGCUCUAUGGCGUGCACCCCCAUGGGUCCUACAGCCGUCUGCCCUUCACGGCCCUUGGCUCAGGCCAGGACGCGGCCCUGGCGGUGCUGGAGGAUCGGUACCAGCCGAACAUGACGCUGGAGGCUGCACAAGGACUGCUGGUGGAAGCCAUCACCGCAGGGAUCCUGGGUGACCUGGGCUCUGGGGGCAGUGUGGAUGCAUGUGUGAUCACCGGGACUGGUGCCAAGAUGCUGCGGACACUGAGCUCACCCACGGAGCCCAUAAAGAGGCCUGGACAGUACCACUUUGUGCCUGGAACCACAGCUGUCCUGACCCAUACAGUGAAGCCACUAGACCUGGAGCUACUGGAAGAAACUGUGCAAGCUAUGGAGGUGGAGUAAAGUAGGCUGAGGCUCACAGCUUGGAACAAGGGGGAAUAAACCCAGCAAUACA